UCAGCGCGAACGCGAAACGGCCGCCGCUACCGCUGCCACUGCUGCUGCUGCUGCUGACCGCUACCGCAGCACUCGGGUCGGGGCUGCUUUGAGUGUGUGCGUGUGUGGUGUGGUGUGUGUGUGUGCAGCGACCAGAGCACCUUCUCUUGACGCCAGUGAAUUUUUGUACCGCAUCACGUAUGUGUCAAGCGCACCGACCGACCGGCGUAUGUUGACGGCCACGGUCACUGUUCUACCGCGCGGUGGUGCUUUUCGUCGGGCUUGUUCCGGGGCAUGGAUCCCGUGAUUGCCUGGUAUCAACCUGAGCAGGAAGGACCCGCUCGCCAACUGUGGUCUCGCAUUGCAGAAACCCGCUGCGUUCCAAUGACGGACAACAACAGUAACACCAAGGCGACCAAGGCCCAGGAGUUUAUCCCCAUAGACAGCUCGUGCCCCGACGACAGGACCACCCCGUCACACCACCCGCCCCGCAAGAAACUGGACAACCGCGCCAGCACCUUUAACCUUAAUCUUGACCAUGCCAACCUCAUCGGGAAGCACGGGGGGUGUCCGUGGAGGGAGCUGCGCUCCAAAUAUGACAGAGGAGUCGUCGGAUUACACCAAGAAAUUGAAGACUUCCACAAAUACAUUAGCCCGACUCCUGAAGAAACGUAUGUGAGGAAUAUGGUUGUCACUAAAAUGAAGAAAUUAAUCAAAGAAUUAUGGCCUGCUGCUAGACUACAAAUUUUUGGUAGCUUUCGCACAGGUCUUUACUUGCCAACUAGUGACAUUGAUUUAGUUGUGAUUGGCAAGUGGAAUGUAAACAACUAUGAAAGACUUCCUUUGAGGACUCUGGAGCAAGCAAUUUAUCAACACAACUUGGCCGAGCCUGGAUCAGUUAAGGUGUUGGACAAAGCCUCUGUACCCAUUGUGAAGUUUACAGAGAGGCUAUCAGAUGUAAGAGUGGAUGUGAGCUUCAAUAUGAGUAAUGGAGUCAAGUCAGCAGAACUUAUAAAGAAAUUUAAACUCCGCUAUCCAGUACUGUAUAGUCUGGUACUUGUCUUAAAGCAAUUCCUUCUACAGAGAGACUUAAAUGAGGUGUUCACUGGUGGAAUAUCCUCUUACAGUUUAAUUCUAAUGACAAUCAGCUUUUUACAGCUUCACCCUAGACAAUCUGCACUGACACCCGGAGCUAACUUGGGAAUCCUACUUAUAGAGUUUCUGGAACUUUAUGGUAAAAAGUUCAAUUACAUGAAAACUGCUAUAAGAGUCAGUGAGGGUGGUAGCUACAUAUCUAAAGAAGAGGUUCAACAAAAUAUGAAGGAUGGCUAUCGACCAUCUUUACUAUGUAUUGAAGAUCCUCUAAAUAUUACAAAUGACAUUGGACGAAGCUCUCAUGGAGCACUUUAUGUCAAACAGGCCUUUGAAUAUGCUUAUAUUGUGCUCACUCAGGCUGUAAAUCCCCUUAACUCUUACCUGUAUGAUCCAAAUAAAGUCAGUAUAUUGGGAAGAAUCAUACGAGUGACAGAUAGUGUGAUAGAUUAUCGCCGGUCUCUGAAGGAGUCAUUUCCUGUUUCACUGCAUCCGGAGAUGUUGCUGAAUGGUAGUGGUUCUUCUGAUGGUGAAAAUGAAGAGGAGCCAGACACAAGUCCUGAUUCAAGUGCUCCUGGAUCAGACUCGGUGAGAUGGACUCCUCCUCUUCGAGAGGGGACAGUGGUGUCAACACCAAUACCAUGGUCAGCCAUCCUCCGUGGCACCAUAACUCGUUCUUCCACCGCGCGGGUCGCGGAGGCAGCGGGGGCACGCCGGCCAACAACAAACACCGUCGGUACUCCGACAAUGGAAAUCCAGGAGCACAGAACGGCCGGGGAGGCAUGCACCACAGGCAAGGAAGGGGUGGAGGUCACGGACACGGACGCGGCCGAACUUUCAGCAGUAGGAAGCGUCGGAAAAGUAGGGAAAUCGAUCCUCAAGUCAACUUGUGACACUCACACGCUGUAGGUUAAAACUGUUUGCGCUGUUAAACUUCGGAAUAUGUUGCUAUAUUCUGGUUUAAACUUAUAAUGUUGACCUGAUUGUGUGUUUCUGGGAAGCACUGGUCCAACACUCAGCUGAGUGUGGUUUGCUGUUGCACUGGGACUCCCAUUCAUUCUACCUUCCCACUUUGUUCCGUGUCCUUCCAGCCAGCGGAGUUGCCAAUGAUAACCUCUGUUGCUUUCCAGCGUGUCAACUAUGAUUUGGCUGGUAUGAUUCCGUUGUCCUAUUCCACAUUCGUGUUUGUUUUACUAAUGGAUGUGUGGCAUUUGAAUUUUAAUCCCCCUAUUUUAUAGUGUUACCCAGAGGCAGCCUGUCUCAUUUGUUGCCGUAUUGACCCUAGUACUUUGAAGUGGUGUCCUCAUGUAGAAAAGUAACGUUAGGGACUAAAUAGGGUUUGUUAAUGAUUACAUGCAUAAUUGGAGUUGCGUGCUUCUGUGAUUCCACUUUUUUUUCUUUAUCUUCUUUUUUUUAAAUGAAUCUUUCAAGGUUAAUAAUGACUCCAAGUAAUUUAAGUUGGUUACAUCUCAGAGGGGGACGCCUCUGGAAAAUGAAAGUGUUCCAUUUUUGGUACAAAUUUUGAAAUGCUGGUUUCUGUUUUAAGACAACACUACUUUUGUGCCAAGCACAUUUUUGCUUGAGGCCGUGUCAUUGUGUCUUCAACUAAUAAGCUAUAGCAUCUAAACAUGUGACCGUAUGGGUGAUACUGUAUCUACCUUAGUAAAUUUUUGUAUGUAUAACAGACUACCAAAGAAGAGACAUUGCACGUCUUUGAGAGAGACCCACAGUUUGUUAUAUUGUGGUUACUUGUUUCCUAUUACAUUUGUAGCCAUAUUGCACUGUUGAAUUCAAGGUCGAAGUUGGUAUGGUUUUUAACUACUUAUCUUUUCUAUACAGAUUUUAUCAUUUAUGGAAGAUAUAUUUUUCCUAUGCUUGUUAUUUAAAUUAUUGCCGUAACUGCUGUGUUCCUAAAUAAUUUGUUAUUUCGCAGUUCCAGUACAGCAACUAGGACCCUUGGCUAUUGUCACUUUGUUAACUGGUGUGGAGUUUAAAAUUUCUGUGUUCAUCAGAGGAAAUGUUUCUAAAAUGACGAAUGUGUUCUGCUAAAAUGUGAUAAUUUUUAGGACUUUUUCAUUACUUGGAUGUAGUUGUAGAAUUUCUAACUUUUUAUCAAGCCUCAGGGUGCAUUUUUUGAUAAAUUUACAGUCUAUGAAUUCCUUGUGGGUAAAGAACAUACUAAAGCUCAGCUACAUACAGUCAUAUUUUACAAAAUGUUGGUUAUCAAUCCUCAAUUUCUUCCAAUUUUUUGGCUUGUUGCUGCAGUAAUGCCUUUUCAAUGAAGUCAUUUCAUGACAUUUGUCAUACUUCCAUCAGUGACAUCCUAUCCUAUAUAUUAUUAUUAAAGACAUCUCAGUUUUGGGAAAAUGAGAAUGUUUGAGAUUUUGUGUGCUCAUAUUUUUAUAGUCAUCUCCAUUAUAGACCUUCCCCAGAUUGUGCUCAAGUAUGAUGACAUAGGAUUUUUCUUUACUGUUCCUGUUUGAUUGUGUAAUAUUGUCGUCUCACAGGGUGUGUUAGUCAUUUACCUCAGGCCAGUAUCAAUCAUGAUUAUCACUAAUUUGUUGGGCAUUAGUAGUAAGCGUGCUUUUGAAAUUUUGAAAAACUUGUGGGUUUUUUAAAUGAUAUGGCAAUAAUUGUGCUAAAAAUUGAUACCGGUAUCAUUAUAGACUUCUGUACAAAUUGCUUGUAACUUUUGUGAUUUUGCAGACUGCUUCAGAUAUGAAACAAGAUGUGCAUUCAUGUGGUUUGUGCAUUGUAGUGCUUCAGUGCUGGAAUUUUUCUCUUGGCGUGUGUUGUAUUGUCUGAAGCUUUCUGCUUGUUUUUUGAUCUAGCUUUCAUGAAUUUAGAGAAUUAAGUUAUUGUCAGGUAUACUGACUAAACAUUUGCAAUAAUAUGACUUUAUCCAACAGUGGUGUUACAGUUAAAGAAGUCUGAGUAUUUAUUGGUACUUAACAUCAUUUGUUUUAGGUUACUUUUAUUCUCAGGUAGGAUUAAUUUUUGAAACUUGAUGGGCAUAGCUUGCAAGCUGUUAACAUAGAAUUUCAGAAAAAGCAUCCAACAACUUUUUGAUAGCUCAUAUUUGCCAAGUAUUGCUUUCCCAGUUAACAGUUGUGGUCAAGAGAUGCCUUUCAUUUUGAAAUGCCAAUAUCUUUUCGUAUCCAUGAUAGGCCCUGUCAGGUUCAAAUCCAAAUUAAUUGUGAGCAUUGUAAUCCUAUCAUUGAAUGAAUCCUGGUGUUUCUUCCCUUGAGGGUGUAAUUUGGAUUAGUUCUUGAACUCAUUCAAGAAUGAGCUUCUUUCUUCUGCAGUUGCUCUCUGGAAGCCUUGUAAACUCUCUACACUUAAUGUUUUCAGUUUUGUCACAUGCUUAAUUAACUAUUAAUGGUUAUUUCAGGUUUCCUGUAAUUUUUUUGUGUUACCAUUUGUUGAUGGUUAAAUUUCUUCAGAUGAUAUAUGAUCUUAUGGUAAAUGGAGAGUUGGGAUGUAUAAGAAGUAUUAUUGCACAUGGUGUUUGUUAUGAACUUUCAAGUAUCCGUUCAGUGUAAAGAUUUACUUCUCUCAGAACAAAUCAUGAACCUUUACUUUUUUGUAUGUACUUUAUAUUCAUGAAUCUUUAAUCUUUGCUAAAUUGUGUA
Molecule: messenger RNA, 4703 nt
Organism: Thrips palmi
Lineage: Eukaryota; Metazoa; Arthropoda; Insecta; Thysanoptera; Thripidae
Product: terminal nucleotidyltransferase 4B-like
Exons: 9
Coding region: 274-1980 (568 amino acids)
Biological process (GO): RNA 3'-end processing
Cellular component (GO): TRAMP complex; nucleolus
Molecular function (GO): poly(A) RNA polymerase activity; mRNA binding
Source: RefSeq, a predicted model, not a curated record